UUACAUGCGUUAGUUGCAUCUAAAAAUUUUAUUUAUAAGAUCUUUGUAUUCUUUUAUUAAAAUCUUGUACGGAAAGUAAAGGAAAUCUUGAAAAAUGGCUGAGAAAAAUGCCGAUCAAAGUAUUAUGGACAAAUCCAUGAGAUCAGUAUUCGUGGGAAAUAUUCCAUACGAAGCCACUGAAGAAAAGCUUAAGGAAAUAUUUAGUGAAGUGGGACCGGUAGUAUCGCUAAAGUUGGUGUUCGAUCGUGAAAGCGGGAAACCCAAGGGAUUUGGGUUUUGUGAAUAUAAAGAUCAAGAAACCGCUUUAAGCGCAAUGCGUAAUUUGAACGGUUAUGAAAUAGGUGGACGAACGCUACGUGUCGAUAACGCUUGUACCGAAAAAUCGCGAAUGGAAAUGCAGCAAUUGCUUCAAGGUCCUCAAGUCGAAAAUCCGUACGGAGAACACUGCGAUCCCGACCAAGCUCCGGAAAUUAUAACAAAAACAGUCGCCUCCUUGCCACCAGAACAAAUGUAUGAAUUAAUGAAGCAGAUGAAGCUAUGCAUUCAAAAUAAUCCAUCGGAAGCACGACAAAUGUUAAUGUUGAAUCCCCAACUAGCAUAUGCUUUGUUACAAGCAAUGGUAGUUAUGCGUAUUGUGGACCCACCAACGGCUUUGGGAAUGUUGUUUAAAGCCAAUCAAAUGCCACCAGUUCUCGGAGGAAUUGGACCAAAUAUUAUACAGCCGCCGCCUGUAAGUCAACCUACUCCAGUUAUGGGCCCGACACCAAUGCCAGUACCAGGGCCUAAUUUUAAUGCAAUGCAAGGUAACGAUAUUGAUUUAAGGGCCAUGUCUGGCGGAAAUAUGGGUCCUGCAACUUCAAUAGAUCCCAGGCUGGCACGUAAUAUGGAUCAAGAUAUGCGAUCCAUGCCAAAUCCUGUACCUCCUCCACUUAUGGAUCCACGCGCACAACGUCAGAUGCCUCCGCAGCAAGUGAACCUUGCCGUUCCAUUUCCCGUUGAUCCGCGCCGACAAAUGGACCCUCGCUUACGCAAUUCUGGCCCUAAUCCUGGAGCCGGAGCUGCAACAGUCGCUGGGCUUGCGCAGAGCCAACAAACUGCGCAGCAACAAUUGCAGAACCGCUUGGCUUCGAAUUGCGGUCUUCCUAACGAUGCCUCCGACCAAGAAAAAGCCGCUUUAAUAAUGCAAGUGCUCCAACUAACUGAUGAACAAAUCGCUCAACUUCCGCCAGAACAGCGAGCAAGCAUCUUAGUGCUUAAAGAGCAAAUUGCUAAAAGCACCCAACGCUAAAAUCUCUGCCUACCGUAAAUUCGAAAUAACAUAUGUGUUUCAUUUAUUAAAACGUGUGUAAAUGUUUAUUAGAAAAUAU
This is a messenger RNA of Glossina fuscipes, 1367 nucleotides long. RefSeq names its product cleavage stimulation factor subunit 2 tau variant (gene CstF64). Gene Ontology annotation, cellular component: mRNA cleavage and polyadenylation specificity factor complex. The transcript is spliced from 4 exons. Gene Ontology annotation, molecular function: mRNA binding. Gene Ontology annotation, biological process: mRNA 3'-end processing. The record is from RefSeq and is a predicted model, not a curated record. The coding region runs from base 95 to 1288 and encodes 397 amino acids. NCBI's taxonomy places the organism in Eukaryota, Metazoa, Arthropoda, Insecta, Diptera, Glossinidae.